Candidula unifasciata is the source of this 633-nucleotide messenger RNA. NCBI's taxonomy places the organism in Eukaryota, Metazoa, Mollusca, Gastropoda, Stylommatophora, Geomitridae. The record is from the annotation of a GenBank genome assembly.
AUGAACAACAAGUUUGAAGCGUUGAAGGCUGAAGAUAGUGGGGAAGAGGAGGAGGAGACAUUCAGACCAGCUCCGAUACCAGGAGAAGGAGAACACCCUCUACAAUACAACUAUGCCUUGUGGUUUUCCAGAAAGUCACAGACCAACAAAACAGUCCGAUACGAUCAGAACCUCAAGUUUAUUGCUUCAUUUGCAUCGGUAGAGCAGUUCUGGAACAUCUACAGUUACAUUGUGAGGCCAGGUGACAUGUCUGGCCAUGUCGACUACCAUCUGUUCAAGGAAGGGAUCCGACCGAUGUGGGAGGAUGAAGCCAAUAAACAUGGUGGGAAGUGGGUGAUACGUUUAAAGAAAGGUUUGGCAUCAAGAUGUUGGGAGAACCUCAUCCUGGCCAUGCUUGGUGAGCAAUUUAUGGUUGGGGAAGAGAUCUGUGGCGCAGUGAUCUCUAUCAGAUUUCAGGAUGAUAUCCUGUCCCUGUGGAACCGCAGCAAUGACCCAGGCAUCGUUUCUCGCAUCAAGGACACUCUCCAACGUGUGCUCAACCUGCCGCCCAACACUAUCAUGGAAUACAGGGCUCAUACAGACAGCAUGAAGGACAACACAAGUUUCAGGACUACAGACCAUUUUAAGAGAUGA